UUGUGCCCCCUGCCUUCCUCAAUAAGAAGAGAGAAAUUAGAGACUUUGCUCUUUCCAUAAACCAACCAAUCUCCGUAGCACAUAGCUGCUAGGACACACUACUAAGUCUAAAUGAGAGCAAAUUUGAGACACAGAAAAGGCAUAAACACUUUCAAAUAAUAACACCUUUGCCUAUCCUUGUGUGCCUCCUAGGAAUUAAUUGGAAAUUAAGUUAACCGAAAAAGGAAGGAAGAAACAAAAAAUGAUGAAUUCAUUGUGUGGAAGCUCACUGUCCCUCAAGAGUGAGAACAACAACUCUAGAACCAAACUCCAACAACCCACUUCUUCAAAUGACUCAGUUUUGCAAUCCAAGAAAAACAAUGCCACUCAAUCCUCUGGUGAUCUAGACCAAACCAGCCUAACCCCACCAAGCCUAAACCUUCCAUCACUCAAAUUUGACUUAGAUGGAGAUGUGGAAGUUCAAUCACCAGAUAGUUCAAUGUGGGAAUCUUUUUUUGCUGACCAUAUAGAUGGUGAUUUCAUGAUCUCUUCCCCAGUGAGGACCCCACAAGCAGCCUCUUCCUACAAUUGCAACUACAACUAUGCUCAGGGAAUGCAAGGCCAGAGUCUCUCAGGGUGUUCCCCACCUCGUUUUUCAUCAUCACAAAUUGGAGCCUUCAACAGCAGCAGCAGCCUCAACAAAGGGAAAGGACUCAGCCCCCUCCACAGGGUGUUCAACUCACCCAACAAUCAGUACAUGCAGCAUGUUGAGAACCUCUCACUGCCAGCAAUAGAAGAGUUCUUGGAGGACUACCAAACCAAGGUGUCUUCUUCUGAUCACAACAUUACAAGUUCAUCUGAGUGCUUUGACUUGUCAUCUCAUCAAAUCCCUUCGUCCAUUUUGGAUGGCUUGGCACUGCACAAUUCCUCGAGGUACCAUCGUGGAUCGGUCGUCGACGAAGAAUCGACGGUGCACGGUGGUGGCGGUGGUGGUGGUGGCUCUUCUCAGUUGUCACAAGAGAGUGACAUCUAUCACCAGAUGGGGUCCAUGGCUAGUGCUUCUCUUUCACAGGCUCUACAACAAGAACGCUACCAAGAGAAACAGCAAAAGCAACAAGCACAACAACUGCAACAACAACAACGGCAGCACCAGCAAGAGAAUCUGAUGGUGCCUAUUCCGAUCGAAAUCGAGCAGGAGCAAGACAGCGGGCUUCAACUGGUGCACCUGCUCCUGGCUUGCGCAGAAGCAGUAGCCAAAGAGGAAUACAUGCUCGCAAGAAGGUACCUCCACCACCUCAACCGCGUCGUCACCCCCUUAGGCGAUUCCAUGCAGCGCGUCGCCGCCUGCUUCACCGACUCCCUAAGCGCCAGGCUCAACUCCACCCUCACACCCAAACCCGCAACGCCGUCCAAACCCCUAACCCCCUCCAACUCCCUCGAGGUCCUCAAGAUCUACCAGAUCGUCUACCAGGCCUGCCCCUACGUCAAGUUCGCCCACUUCACUGCCAACCAGGCCAUCUUCGAGGCUGUCGAGAUCGAAGAACGCGUGCACGUCAUCGAUCUCGACAUCCUCCAGGGCUACCAGUGGCCUGCUUUCAUGCAGGCCCUCGCGGCGCGCCCAGCGGGCGCACCAUUCUUAAGGAUUACUGGAGUGGGUCCCUUGUUAGACGCCGUCCGUGAAACCGGACGGUGUCUCACAGAGCUGGCCCACUCCCUACGUAUUCCUUUUGAGUUCCACGCGGUCGGGGAACAACUUGAAGAUCUCAAGCCACACAUGUUAAACCGCCGUGUCGGGGAGGCGCUGGCGGUUAACGCGGUUAACCACCUCCACCGCGUCCCAGGCAACCACUUGGGCAAUUUGCUGACCAUGCUACGUGACCAGGCACCUAGCAUAGUAACUCUGGUGGAGCAAGAAGCUAGCCACAAUGGACCUUACUUUCUAGGGCGUUUUCUUGAGGCCUUGCAUUACUACUCCGCCAUUUUCGACUCAUUGGACGCCACUUUUCCGGCGGAAUCCGCGCAGCGGGCGAAGGUGGAGCAGUACAUAUUCGCGCCGGAGAUACGGAACAUCGUGGCGUGCGAGGGGGCGGAGAGGUUCGAGAGGCACGAGAGGUUGGAGAAGUGGCGGAAGAUAAUGGAGGGGAAGGGGUUCAAGGGGGUGGCGCUGAGUCCGAACGCGGUGACUCAGUCGAAGAUAUUGUUGGGAUUGUAUUCGUGUGAGGGGUAUAGGUUGACGGAGGAUAAGGGUUGCUUGUUGCUUGGGUGGCAGGAUAGGGCCAUCAUUGCUGCGUCUGCAUGGCGGUGUUGAUGCUAAUGCUAUUACAUACUCUUGCAUUGAGUUAAUUAAAUGUGUUCUCUGUUUUGAUUACUAUGUUGCUAAUUAAUUGUUAUACUUAUUUACUUUUCCUGUUAGUUUUUAAUGAUAUGUUAAUGAAUGGACAAGCUAGAGAGCAAAUCAUAAACAAAAAUGGA
Molecule: messenger RNA, 2451 nt
Organism: Glycine soja
Lineage: Eukaryota; Viridiplantae; Streptophyta; Magnoliopsida; Fabales; Fabaceae
Product: DELLA protein GAI-like
Exons: 2
Coding region: 242-2287 (681 amino acids)
Biological process (GO): regulation of DNA-templated transcription
Cellular component (GO): nucleus
Molecular function (GO): sequence-specific DNA binding; DNA-binding transcription factor activity
Source: RefSeq, a predicted model, not a curated record